UUGUUUCCAUUUUCUCUUUAGUUCCUGAUUAUUUCUAUCUUUUGAAACGUAUAGCCAUUGAAAACUUAAAGGAGGAAUUCCUAAACAUAAAGAAGAAUAUGCAAACCAAGAGGGAAAUCCAGGAAAUUGCAUGCAUUACUACAGAAGAAGAUUGUGCAAAGAAGCAGAAAACAUUAAUCCCGGAUAAUAAUUUCCAGGAAAGAAGUAUGGAAGGGUUAUUUUUGGCAUGCAAAGAGAGUAGAUGGAUUAAUUCUCUUGGAGCAUCAAGCAGUGGAAAUUAUAACCAAGGUUUCUUGUAUCUGAACAAGAAAGAAGAUGAAGGUUUCAAUAAUUAUGGUGAACUAAAGCCACUGACUCAACCCUUUUGGAAGAACAAUAGAAUUUGUUGGUCUUCAGAGCUUCAUUCAAGAUUUGUGGAGGCUCUGAACAUGGUUGGAGGCAUUGAAGUGGCUGCUCCUAAGCAGAUUAGAGACAUGAUGAAGGUUGAGGGGCUGACAAUUGAUCAAGUAAAAAGUCAUUUGCAGAAAUAUAGGCUUCGUUCUGGUAAGGUUCGGUUGCAGUGCUGAUGGAUCAACAUCAGGAGCUUUCUGA
Messenger RNA from Hibiscus syriacus, 591 nucleotides. RefSeq names its product transcription factor HHO1-like. The coding region runs from base 99 to 566 and encodes 155 amino acids. The transcript has 4 exons. Gene Ontology annotation, biological process: regulation of DNA-templated transcription. The record is from RefSeq and is a predicted model, not a curated record. NCBI's taxonomy places the organism in Eukaryota, Viridiplantae, Streptophyta, Magnoliopsida, Malvales, Malvaceae. Gene Ontology annotation, molecular function: DNA binding; DNA-binding transcription factor activity.